Messenger RNA from Daphnia magna, 3380 nucleotides. RefSeq names its product titin-like. The transcript is spliced from 7 exons. The record is from RefSeq and is a predicted model, not a curated record. Bases 574 to 2175 code for a protein of 533 amino acids. NCBI's taxonomy places the organism in Eukaryota, Metazoa, Arthropoda, Branchiopoda, Diplostraca, Daphniidae.
UAAUCACCCGCUUUACUUCCAGAUGGCGUUCCAGCCAAGCUGUCGGCUGAAUGAAAAAAAAUGGCUCGUGACUAAUGCCAAUCAGAUUUUAGGUUCCGAUCCAUUGCGAGGGACACCAAUUUUUAUUGUCUUCUUUCUUUAACGUAACACACAAACACACUCCAUACAUGACAUGACACUCUACAUCUUUACCUACCCCUCACCUUUUUCCCCCCCGCCUUCCAUCCAUCGCUCAUCAUCCGCUGACGAGUUUGGUGCCCUCUGAAACCAGGCAAGGCAUGGUAUGAUAGCGACCUGAAAACUUACCAAAAAGAUCGGCAAGAUGGUGGCGAACUUCAAAGACGUUUCGAAGACCCAUCUCGCCAGGCGCAGACGGACUCUGCCGAAUUCUUCACUAAGAAGGCCGUCGUCGAAACGCAAACGGAAUGGCAACGUCAAGUCAAGAACAAGAAGAACGACGACUAUUACAAGAGUCUCAAACAGCUGGAGGAGAAUGUCGUGCACAAGGAGGUGAAACUGCGCGAAGCUUCUCACCAGUUCGCCAUCCCGGGCGAGAAGAUUGUCAAGAGUUCCAUGGCUAAAGGCAUGGCCCAAAGCUAUGAAACCAAACUGGAUCACUCGACGGAGACGGACCAGAUGACGACAGUCAUCAGCCGGCAGUCGGUGGAGCGCCAAACGGCGACAAGUCGCAAGACGAGCGAAGCGCACCGUUCCGAAGUGCACAUCGAUUCGGAUCGCGGAGGUCUGCCACCUGACCCGUUUGAAUCGUCUGUUCACGGACGCGAAGUGCACGUUGCCAAGCAGAAACAAACCCAAAAGGAAACCAAAGGGCAGCUGGAAAUUACGCGUAAGAUCACAGCCACUGAAACUACCGAAGUGGAACACAAAGGUCGCACGCACGAGCGUGUCGUCCAGGGACAAGUGAAACCGGCUGUUCCGCCAUUUUUCACCAAGAAGAUCCAGCCCUGCCGCGUCUUUGAGCACGAAAGUGCCCGUUUCGAAGUGGAAUUUGAAGGCGACCCGACUCCGACCGUUACCUGGUUCCGCGAGGACUUCCCCAUCAAGAACUCGUCCGAGUUCCAGAUCCACAAUUUCGGUUCCAAAUCCGUGCUGACCAUCCGACAAGUCUUUAUGGAAGACUCGGGCAUCUUCGCCGCAGUCGCCGAAAACCGAGGCGGAGGCGCUAAAUGCAGCGCCAAUUUGGUUGUUGAGGAAAGACCUGUUGGACGUGGUGGACUCGUUCCGCCAUCUUUCCUCAGCACCAUUCAGGACACGAGCGUCAAGGCCGGCCAAUUGAUUCGCUUCGAUGCCAAAGUGACUGGAACCAAACCGAUGGACAUUUACUGGCUGAAGAAUGGCCGUAAAAUCGCAUCCGACAUCCGCUACAAAAUCCUGGAAGAGGACGACGUCUACACGCUCAUCAUCAUCGAAACGCUGCCCGAAGAUUCGGGCGUUUACGAAUGCGUGGCCAUCAACUCUGCCGGCGAAGGUCGUUGCGAAGCGCAGUGCUACGUCGAAAUGGCCCAAGUGGUCAAAUCCGGCGGAUCAUCGCCCGACGUUAAAGGCUCUACCAAAUCUUCGACGUCCGCCCCGCGUUUCGCUUUGGCCAUGAAGGAGCAGAACGUUCCGGAAGGUCAAGCGGCCGUCUUCCGAUGCCGCGUGGCUGGUAACCCUCUUCCGCAAGUCAACUGGGAAAAGGACGGCCAACAGAUCAAGCCUUCGCGUUAUUUCAUCAUGUCGCAAGAAGGUAGCGAUACGUACGUCCUCCGCAUUUCGGAAGCUUUCCCGGAAGAUGAGGGCACCUACCGAUGCGUCAUCGCAAACCCAUCCGGCCAGGCUGAAUGCUCUGCCAGCCUCCACGUCAUCGCUCCCGAUUCUGGAGAUGUUCCACCAUCGCUGACUAACCUGGAAGAUGUCAAUGUCGUUGAGGGUAGCCCUGUGCAAUUCCGCACUUUGGUUAGCGGCACUCCGCUACCGACCAUUCAAUGGAUGCGCGAGGGUCAAAUCAUCCCACCUUCAAGCGACUUUCAGCAGAUGAUCCAGGAAGGUAACCACGCCGUUUUGCUGAUUAAAACCACCUACCCGGAGGAUUCGGGCGUCUACACGUGUCGCGCCACCAACCCGGCCAGUCAAGUGGAGUCGUCUGCGUACCUGACCGUGCACAGUAAGCCCUAAAAAAAAAAAAAAAACACACACAAAAACAAAAACAAAACGAAACAACAAUCUCCAUAACACACGCACGCAUUGAUUGUCUGACCUCUUUAUUUUUUUUUUUUGUUUUCUCGUCUUCCGUUAACGCGGACGAGCAAAUCAGAGAGCAGCGACGUGAGUUGUGUUUGAUUAUGGGGAUAUUUUUAUGUGCCACAAGAAAGAAUCGGAGAAAACUCGAUUUUGUUUUGUUUGUUUUUUUUUUUCAAAUUUCCCGCUACUACGCUGAACCGGCCCAGUUAUCAAAAAAACGGAAACAAAAAAAUAUUCAAAAAAGAAAGAAAAAAAAAAAUGCAGCUUAUUUUUAUGAUAAACCCAAACAAAAGACAAAGAGUUUUGUGUCAAAUUACAAAUUAACCUUUUAUUAGUUAGAUUUUAUUAACUCGUUACACAAUUUGAUUUUUUAUCAGUUUUUUUUUCGUUGAAUUAUCUCUCUCCCACAUGAUAUACGACGUUUUAUGACACUCUUCUCUCUUUCAUCAGUCUAUCGUCUCUCUCUCUCUCUCUCUCUCUCUCGACGUAUUUUUUUAUUAUUAUUAUUUUGCAUUGUCAGCCCAGCUAACAAAAACCCUUAAUAAAAAAAAAAACGAAAAACAAACUGGACAGAGGUUGAAUGGAAACAAGGGGACAAAAGAGUCUUUGAGGAGAUGGGCCGAAUCGCUGCAUAAUUAUGUGUGUGUGUUUGUGUUGUUGUUGUUCCAGUCAAAAACAAAAAAUCCAGUGAGAGAGAGAGGGAGAGAGAGGCCAUCAAAUUCUCGUCCUCCUCUUGUUUUCACUUCCGUUUUCCUCUGUCCAGUUUAUUAUCUUUCACGCUCCCUCGAAUAAUUCAAUGUGUCUUUAUAAUUAUUUUAUUGGCGCCACUGUUUACUAACGCAGUUCCUUUUUGACUCGGCUUUUUUAUUCCACACUUUUUUGGAUCAUUGUAGUGAGAGCAUAAAACAAAAACCCAACUCUCUACCCCUUUGAAGUGCCUUUUGAAAUUUUACAAUUUUUGACAAUUAUUUUCCUACUCAUUCGUUUGGAAGGUGAUCGCAGCUUUUUUAUAUUUGGACAAAAAAAUCCUUUGAUAUAAUCACAAACGCCAUAUUUGAUGUAGAGCAAAAAAAAGAUAAAGGCUUUUUCUUAUUUCUUAUUGUCGUUGUCGUGCCACACCCAAACGCUCUUUUGAUGAA